Messenger RNA from Liolophura sinensis, 2369 nucleotides. Its product is annotated as kelch-like protein 18. NCBI's taxonomy places the organism in Eukaryota, Metazoa, Mollusca, Polyplacophora, Chitonida, Chitonidae. Gene Ontology annotation, molecular function: protein binding. The record is from RefSeq and is a predicted model, not a curated record.
AUGGCGGAGGAUUUGGUUUUGUUUCAUCAAACUGAUCUUCCAUUUCAGGCCUUCCCGCAGAUGGAAAACAUUCGAAGGCAGGGAAAGCUAUGCGAUGUGACAUUAAAGGUUGGAGAGCAGAAGUUCACAGCUCAUCGUAUUGUUCUGGCAGCAAGCAUACCUUAUUUCAAUGCAAUGUUCACACAUGACAUGGUAGAGUCCAAGCAAGAUGAGAUCACCAUGCAAGGGAUUGAUCCAGGAGCUAUGGGAGCCUUAGUAAACUAUGCAUAUAAUGGUAAAGUGGAGAUAGAAGUGAAUAAUGUCCAGUCACUGCUGGUAGGGGCUAGUUUCCUGCAUCUCCAAACUGUCAAAGAAGCCUGCUGUGAUUUCUUGAAACAAAGACUACACCCACAGAAUUGUCUGGGGCUGAGGAAGUUUGCUGACCAGUACAUGUGCACCAGCCUGGUGGAGUCAGCCAACAAGUACAUCCAGAAACACUUCCAGGCCGUGAGUAAGGGCGACGAGUUCUUAUCUCUGAGUAAAGCUGAAGUGUUGGACAUCAUUAGCAGGGAUGAACUCCAUGUGACCAGCGAAGAACAGGUAUUUGAGGCAAUCCUGGCCUGGGUUAAGAGGAACCAGGAUCAAGAGAAGGACUCCUUCCCAGAACUCAUGGUCAAGGUCCGCUUACCUCUGCUCACCCCACAGUACCUUUCUGACAGGGUGGCUACUGAAGAGCUUGUUAAAAGCUCCCUCAAAUGCAGGGAUCUGUUGGAUGAGGCAAAGGAUUACCAUCUGAUGCCAGAAAGAAGACCUUUGCUUCAGACCUUUAAGGCCCGACCUCGCUGUUGUACUGAUGUGCCUGGAUUUAUCUAUGCUAUAGGGGGCCUCACUUCAUCAGGUAGGGACUCCCUGAGCACAGUGGAGUAUUAUGAUCCAAUCGUAGGGCGUUGGUCUGUCGCUGAGGCAAUGACAACGUUGCGCAGCAGGGUGGGCGCUACUGUCUUAGCAGGUUGUCUGUACGCUAUUGGUGGGUAUGAUGGUCAGGAGAGACUGAGCACAGUGGAGGUGUUUGAACCAGAUUUGAAAAAGUGGAAGAAAGUUAGCCCCAUGAACUGUAAACGAAGUGCCUUGGGAGUGGCCAUCUUGGAUGGGAAGAUCUAUGUGUGUGGCGGGUAUGACGGAGUGUCCUCCCUCUGCUCUGUGGAGCUCUAUAACCCCAAACUGGACACAUGGACUAUGCUUAGUAAUAUGCACAAACACAGAAGUGCCUCAGGAGUAACAGUUCUUGAUGGGGAAAUCUAUGCCUGUGGGGGACAUGACGGCCUGUCUAUCUAUGACUCAGUGGAAUGUUUCAAUACAACUACAACUUGUUGGAGAAGUGUGCGUAGUAUGCAGACUAAGAGGUGUCGCUUGGGCGUGGCCACACUGAAUGGUCAGCUCUACGCUGUCGGGGGAUACGACGGGAAUGUUUUCCUCAAGACAGUUGAGUGUUUUGAUCCCAGCACAAACAAAUGGACAUAUGUGAGACCGCUUAAUAAGAAGCGGAGCCGUGUGGCCGUGGCAGCUACCUACGGAAAGCUGUUCGCAAUCGGGGGAUAUGAUGGGGUGACAAACCUCAAAUCUGUGGAGAUGUAUGAUCCAGAGUCUGAUACAUGGACCAUGGUAGCCCCAAUGUGUGCUCAUGAGGGAGGAGUGGGCGUGGCAGUGCUGCCCAUUGAGGAGGACCCUUGAGUUGCUGGCAGGGCUUAUGACGUUUACACAGUGUGGUUUUCUUGUAUAUGGCUUUCAGGUCAACCUUCAUGCUGUCGUUUCUUCAAGAUAUGUCUCAUUCAGUGCAUGAGCUGAAAAAUAAAUGAAUUUUGCUAAUUCAUUCAGAAUUGGGCAAAUUUCCAGAGAGUUAAAAAAAAAUAUUUGAAAGAACUACAUCUUCUUGAUAAGUCUUACAUGUACAUUGAAUCUAGCACAAGGUCUGGUUUUAUUGUGAAAUCUAUUACAGAGUAAUAUAUGUGCUUAGUACUCCUCAGUGGUUAAAAGAAAUCAGAUUUUUGUAAGAAGAAUUGCCAAUUUGUAGUGUCUUUAAUAUGUGUCUCUUUGUGUAUGUGUUACCACAUUAUGCCUGGGUUGAAUAGUGUUGUGAUGCAAAAGCAACAAAGCUAUUUUAUUUUUUACAUACAGCAUCCAAAUAUAGAGCAAAUGUAAAGUGCUCAAAUCGCUUCAGUUGCUAGUUGAGCAUGGUAUCUUCAUGUGAACAAUCCUGACAAUUACAUGUGGAUCAUCAUGUUAUCUUUCAUGGUUUAUCACAUCAAAUCUUACUGUGAUUUACAACAGGUGCUCUUGCCACUUCUGUGUCUUUGGUUGUGCAUUAAGCUUGUGUAAAUCUACUACGCAAG